Messenger RNA from Pygocentrus nattereri (red-bellied piranha), 1046 nucleotides. RefSeq names its product mediator of RNA polymerase II transcription subunit 9-like. NCBI's taxonomy places the organism in Eukaryota, Metazoa, Chordata, Actinopteri, Characiformes, Serrasalmidae. The record is from RefSeq and is a predicted model, not a curated record. Gene Ontology annotation, biological process: regulation of transcription by RNA polymerase II. The transcript has 3 exons. Gene Ontology annotation, cellular component: mediator complex. The coding region runs from base 16 to 558 and encodes 180 amino acids. Gene Ontology annotation, molecular function: transcription coregulator activity.
CCUGUCCAGGCUUGCAUGGAUCUGAGUCGUGCACUGCGUAGGGAGCAGGGAGCAGGGAGCCAUUCGAGACACAGCCACGGAUUUGGUCUCGGAUCCACAGAGGCAGCAGUCAUAGUGUACACGCUGAACAAGACAGGAAAGAAAAAUCACACUAAAUUCAACGGAACCCAACCCAGUCUACCCGCCUGGCCCACCAGAUACAGGAAUAAACGAACCGUCUCACAAGAGCGACGCUCAACUGAUGCGACGCUGGAAGGAGCGAUGGCGGCGGUUCAAACUAAGCGAGACCUGGAGGAGGAUUAUUCGCUACUGCCGGUGGUUCACGACAUCAUUAAGUGCAUAGACAAAGACAGCGCUGAUGUGCACCAGGAGCUGGUCAAACUCAAGUCUAAGAUUCAGGAAGCCCGAGACCAGAUCAGCUCCAUGCCUGGGAUUGACGUGAGUCCAGCGGUGCAGCAGCAGCAGCUUCUGACGCUGCGAGAACAAGUGCGGACGAAGAAACAGCUGCUGAAGAAGUACAAGAGCCUCUGCAUGUUUGAAGUGCCCAAAGCUUCGUAAGAACUGAGGCCUUUCUCACGCCUAAGGACGCUUCCAGAGAGGAGCGUAACCCGGAGGACGGCGCUGAUGUGGGAACAGUUACAGACUUUAUACUGACAUGUUUAUGUUUUAUAAGAUGGGACGUUCAGAUGGAGGGAAUCUGCUGAAGGUGCAUCAAAAACUAUUCUGCCAUGUCAUUUUUCAAGCCUACGUCCUUAAAGGGGAACUCCACUGGUUUUCUAAGAUGCAAACAAAGACAUUCAGCAUGGGUUGAUGGGAAAUGCUCCAUUCUAGAGGAGCUUACCGAGUCAGAACUGUUCACAGUGGUGGUGAUGGGAACCAGAUGUCCUCUGAAAGCUCCCUCACAGAAAGUUAUUACAUGAUAUGAUUCAAUAUAAGCCACCUGAUAUCUAACACACACACACACACACACACACACACACACACACACACACACACACACACAUUUAUAUUUAUUUAUAUACAGCGCUGUGUGAAAGUUUUAGGCG